CAAAUUGGGUUCGGCGUGAUCCUCCUGGCCUGGCCACCGCUGCUGCCCUCGGGGGUAUAUAUUGCCCGCCUCCCCUGCCACGCCUUCCUUCCCUACGACACCAACGGCAGCUGCAGCUCAGGCACAGCAUAGCACGCAGAGUAAGGAACAAAGAUAUCUCUCAGAUCAGCGAGUGGCAGCUGGUUGCUUCAAUCAAGGAUAUAUUAGCUCCGUGGUGGCCAUGGCAAUGGCGCAGCAAGCGAGCUUCCCCUGCUCGACUGCUACUACUCAAUGGAGAGAGCUCACCAACACGAGCUGGUGAGUGAGGGACGAUGACUACCGGCGCAUGGUGAUGGCGUACCUGAUCGAGGCGGUGUACCUGCUGGAGCUGGAGCGGCAGGAGCGCCGUGACGCCGCGGCGGUGGCGCAGCAGUGGUGGAAGCCGUUCCACUUCCGCCUGGCGCACGAGCUGGUGGACGACCGCGACGGCUCCGUGUUCGGCGCCGUCUUCGAGCGCGACCACCACGGCGUCUCCACCGACGCCGGCAGCAGGCCGAGCCCGAGCGGCGCGCCCAGCGCCGUGAUCGCGUUCCGGGGCACGCUGCUCCGCGCCCCCACCAUCCGCCGCGACGUGGAGGACGAGCUCCGCCUGCUGGCCCGGAACAGCCUCCGGGGUUCCGCCAGGCUGGGGCGCGCCGUGCAGGCGCUCAGCGCCACCAUCGACCGCUUCGGCUCCGAGAACGUCUGCGUGUGCGGCCACUCCCUGGGCGCCGGCUUCGCGCGCCAGGUCAUCCGGAUGCUCGUCGCCUCCUCCUCCUCCUCGCCGCGCCAGCAGCAGCAGCAGCAGCAGCAGCAGGCGGCCGCCUUCGCCGCGGCGUCGCUCGAGUCCCACCUCUUCAACGCGCCCUACCUGUCGCUGCCCAUGGGGGUGAGGAGCGUCGUCAAGACGGCGGACUGCCUGAUCAAGGCGGUCCGCUCCGGCGUCGCCACCGUCGGCAAGUGGCACGGCAAGGCGCUCCGCAACGUGGCCUACGCCAACUGCAUCCUCGGCUACACCAGGCUCGAGAGCACCAGGAAGUUGUGAGGAUCGGAUUCGGAUCGGAUGCACUCCACUCCACCUCGUCGAAUCCUCGAUGCUGACUUGAGCGGUUGAAGCGUUGAACCGCCCUGCCCGCGAACCAAACUGUACCUAUGCGACCCGUGUGUGUAUGAUCGAUCGCCUUCAUCACCUUGUAGUAGAAAGUAGUACUUAGUAGAAAUUAAUUCAAUUCUAGCAGGAGACGAAUAAGCAUCUGACCGGCCGGAGGAUGCAAGGCUUUGCAUGCAUGCUUUGCUUUGUACAAUCUUUAAAUGUGAAUUAUAGCAGCUAUAUAUUUAUUAUUGUUCUUCUUCUUCUU
This is a messenger RNA of Sorghum bicolor (sorghum), 1376 nucleotides long. Its product is annotated as GDSL esterase/lipase At4g10955. The transcript has 2 exons. The coding region runs from base 326 to 1063 and encodes 245 amino acids. NCBI's taxonomy places the organism in Eukaryota, Viridiplantae, Streptophyta, Magnoliopsida, Poales, Poaceae. The record is from RefSeq and is a predicted model, not a curated record.